Molecule: messenger RNA, 2103 nt
Organism: Hylaeus volcanicus
Lineage: Eukaryota; Metazoa; Arthropoda; Insecta; Hymenoptera; Colletidae
Product: tubulin monoglutamylase TTLL4-like
Exons: 4
Coding region: 1-1881 (626 amino acids)
Biological process (GO): protein polyglutamylation; microtubule cytoskeleton organization
Cellular component (GO): cilium
Molecular function (GO): tubulin-glutamic acid ligase activity; tubulin binding
Source: RefSeq, a predicted model, not a curated record
AUGCAGGCUGACCUCGGCCAUCCUGAUCCAUGCAAAUUCGAAAACAUCGCCAACCAAUGCGCCGCGACGAGCACGCCAGGUGGAAUAAUUAACCUCGACAUCGACGAGGAAUGGCUGGUCUACGAGGUGCUCACCGAGAAGGCUCUCCUCCGUCCUAAAAGCGACUCGCCUAAUCGUCCAACGGCUACGUUGCGUGACAACGUCGUCCAUUCUGCGAACUUGGAGCCGCGGCGCCAACGACCGUCGAGAUUAACGAGGAACAAAAACGACGUUGGCGGGAACGCAUUCCAUCCGCGGAAUCGCAUCGAAACUAUCUUCGACGAGCGAGCACAUGGCGAUAAGCUCUUGGACGACGUGUCGUCGUCUAUGAGAAAGAGCCUCUUUCACCACGUACCACCGUACGUUCUCUUUCAUAGCCACGAUCGCGGUUGCGGGAAAAAGUUGCCCAAGGAUUUCACCAAACUUCUCAAAUGGAAGUUCUCCGCAGCCGCGCCGAAGAUCUUGUUGCAAAUUUUGAUCAACACCGGGUACCAAGUCGUGACGACGGACAACGAUUGGUCAGGUGUUUGGUACCCCUCCUUCAACGACACGUCGAGGUAUCGGAAUUUGAAAACGUUCCAAAAGGUAAACAGUCUACCAGGCUCGCGCAACAUGGGCAGCAAAGACUUGCUGUGCAUGAACCUGAAUAGAAUGACGAAGAAAUUCGGUCCCGAAGAGUUCAAGUUUAUGCCUCAAACGUUCGUUCUGCCCGAGGAAAUGCAAAAGUUCGAAAGCGCGUGGCAGAGAUACGGCAUUGGCAGCACGUGGAUAAUCAAGCCACCGUCGGCGGGUCGUGGUCAGGGUAUUAAGAUCAUCAAUCAGUGGUGGGAGAUUCCGAAGUGGCAUUCGGUAAUCGUUCAACGAUACAUAUCCAAACCGAAGCUGAUCAACAGCUCGAAAUUCGAUUUGCGGGUUUACGUUCUCGUGACCAGCAUCAAUCCCACGAAAAUUUACAUCUACAAGGAGGGCUUGGUGCGCUUUGCAUCGGUCAGGUACGUCCGCGACACGAACCUAAGCGACAAGUACAUGCACCUGACCAACACCAGCGUGAACAAGCUGAAUCCUGCCUACGUGAGCAACGACGGUGUGAAUUCGUUCAAGAGUCAUAAAUGGUCCCUGGGGUGUUUGUGGUCGCGCUUGCGGGAAGAAGGUGUGGACGUGGCUGAGCUGUGGUCCAAGAUAAAGGACAUCGUCGUUAAGACGGUGAUAGCCGCUGAAUCGAGCAUGAACGCAGCCAUUAAGGAGAACCUAGUCUCGAGUUACGCUUGUUACGAAUUAUAUGGGUUCGAUGUACUCCUCGAUGAGAAUUUGAAGCCGUGGCUCCUCGAAGUCAACACGCUGCCGUCCUUACAAACGGACUCGCAGCUCGAUACUGCUGUUAAGGGUCAUCUCAUGAGGAACGUUUUGAACAUGGCUGGCUAUCAGAUACCAAAAACUGAUCUAACUUCCAACGGCGGACGCUACGGAAAGUACGAUUCGAUAGCGCACGACUGCGCGUUAUACAGCGCGACGUUAAAUUUUUGGGAGAGAGUCAAACAGAACGAAAUCAACGUUAUACGAAAUCGAGACGAGUAUCUGGAUCGAAUCGUCGAGAAUCUGACGCGGGACGAUCUGAGGCAGCUUAUUCGCUACGAAGACGAACUCGCGGAGGUGGGAAAUUUCGAGAAAAUAUUCCCCACGAACCAAUCGUACGGGUACUUGAAAUUUUUCGAGGUGGAAAGGUACUACGAUCGACUAUUGGACGUUUGGGAAAAUCGUUACUCCGAGAGAAGGGAGGAAGCCGUUAGAAGACUGAACAAGUACUGCGAGCAGAUGCGACACCUGAAUCCAGGUUCCGUUUGAACGAGAUUUUCUGCUUUUAUGCAGGCGGUGGUUGAUAAAGUUGUACUCUAGCUAUGGCGAUUAAUUAUACUCUCCUAGCUAAUAAAAAUGAUGAGUGACUAAUAAAAACACUUCUACACCUUGGGGUUCUGCUACAUCCGUAUCUUUCACACAAGAAAAUUAAAAUACAAAUUGUGGAUCUUACGAACCCCUUACACUGUAUUAUUAAAUAUUUGAACAACA